GAUCAUGGCGGAUGGCCCCAGGUGUAAGCGCAGAAAGCAGGCGAACCCGAGGAGGAACAACGUGACCAACUACAGUAAUGUGGUGGAGGCCGGCUCAGACUCCGACGAUGAGGACAAGCUGCACAUUGUGGAGGAGGAGGGCAGCCUCGCCGACGGGGCCGACUGCGAUAGCACCCUGCCAGAUGAUGAGCACCCCAGGGAGCGUUGCUGGGACGGAGUGAGGGAGGAGUGUGUGUCGGACGGUGAGGAUGAUGUCAGCACGGACGCCCUGGUGGAAGAGAUGCUCCAGCAAGGAGACACAGCCGUCAUUUACCCCGAGGCCCCUGAGGACGAGCCGCAGCGCCAGGGCACCCCUGAAGCCAGUGGUCACGAUGAGAACGGAACUCCUGAUGCUUUCUCUCAGCUGCUCACCUGCCCCUACUGCUCACGUGGCUACAAGCGUUACAGCUCCCUAAAGGAGCACAUCAAGUACCGGCACGAGAAGAGCGAGGACAACUUCAGCUGCUCCCAGUGCAGCUACACCUUCGCAUACCGCACUCAACUGGAGCGACACAUGACGGCCCACAAGGUCGGCCGGGAUCAGAGACACGUCACACAGUCGGGCGGGAACCGAAAAUUCAAGUGCACUGAAUGUGGCAAAGCAUUUAAAUACAAGCACCACCUGAAGGAGCAUCUACGCAUCCACAGCGGGGAGAAACCCUAUGAGUGCUCCAACUGCAAGAAGCGCUUCUCCCACUCGGGCUCCUACAGCUCCCACAUCAGCAGUAAGAAGUGCAUCAGUGUCAUCUCAGUCAACGGCAGACCGCGCUCGGGGAACACCAAGACACAGGCCCAGUGCCCGUCGCCAGCCCUGCCAGCCUCACCUUCCACUCUCCGCACCCAGAUUAGGGACAAGUUGGAGCACGGAAAGCCCCUGCAGGAGCAGCUGCCGCUCAACCAGAUCAAGAGCGAGCCGGUGGACUAUGAGUACAAGCCAACAUUGAUGACGUCCCCGACUGUAACUGGCAUGAACGGUGGGGUUUUCAACGGGGGUGCAGCAGCGCCACUGCAGGGUGCAGUCCAGGCCGUGGUCCUGCCCACUGUGGGGCUGGUGUCACCUAUCAGCAUCAACCUGGCAGACCUGCAGAACGUUCUUAAAGUGGCUGUAGACGGUAACGUGAUUCGCCAGGUGCUGGAGAACAAUGCCAAAGGCCAGGGGCAGGCAAACUCGGGUUUAACCACUGGAACGCUCCACCCACCACAGCAACAACUCAUCUCAGCCAUCAGUCUACCUAUUGUGGGUCAGGAUGGUAAUGCAAAGAUCAUCAUCAACUACAGUCUGGACCCAAACCAGGCCCAGGCCCAGCUAACUGCCCAGAACAUGAAGAAAGAGCCCCAGCCAGUCACACCAGCCCAGGCCGCCACUGAGACCUGCAAGGUCCAAAAACUCCCAGAGGACCUCACUGUCAGAAGUACCAAGGGCAAAGCGACUAAAGAGGUUGAGGAGGAGGGGAAGACCACUAAAACUUGUCUCCUGUGUGACAACUGCCCUGGGGGGCUGGAAACACUCCACGCCCUCAAGCACUGCAAGAAGGAUGGUCUCAGACUGAACGGAUCCUGCCUGGAUAAGUCUGACUCUGCUAUCACCGCCCUGCUGUCAGAAGGAGGGCUUUGCAACCAGCCCAAGAACCUCUUGUCCCUGCUCAAGGCCUACUUCGCCUUAAACGCAGAGCCCACCAAGGACGAACUGACCAAGAUCUCUGACUCGGUCAGCCUGCCCACGCACGUAGUCAAGAAGUGGUUUGACAAAAUGCAGGAGGGUCAGAUAUCACUGGGUGCCCCGACACCUCCCUCUGAGGAGGAGGAUACCUGUGAAACUAAGAGUGUGGUGUCUCUAGUCCCAGGGAAGGACAUGGCCACUAUGAGCCCUUCUGCCACCCAGGGCAGCCCUACAGAAGCUACCCCAGCGGAGGUCAACGGCUCUCACAGCUCGCCGGCCUCCCCCUCGCCACUAAACCUGACGGCCGGGGGUCCCGUCCAAGCCCUGCCCCCCCAGAGCACUGAGGGACCCCUAGAUCUGUCGCUGCCAAAGCCCACCAGAGACGAAGCGGAGAGGGCAGCGGCCAAAGUCCGCAUCUACCCCUCCCCCUCCUCUGGCUCCACCAAUCAGGAUGAGCCCCUGAACUUGACUUGCACAAAGAAAGAGGCAUCGCCACUCUCAGCCGGGAGCGGAGGCCACUCCAGCCCCGUCUCACUGUACGCCAGCCAGACAAGUGCCAACUCCAUCAAUAUUAUGACCACUCAGCUCCCAACCCUGGUGGCUAUUGCUGACCAGAGCCGCAUGCCGUGCCUGCGGGCGCUCGCCACCAACAACAAACAGACUAUCCUGAUCCCCCAGCUGGCCUACACCUAUACCACUACAGCAAACAGCCCUGCUGGUACAGAGACGCAGGAAAAGACUAUCCACCUCAAUGGAAUCAAGGAGGAGAAGCUGGACACCGGCUCGGAGGGCGUGUCCACCAUGGAGGAGCAGAACGACUCGGACUCAGGCCCCCCGAGGAAGAAGAUGAAGAAGACGGAGAGCGGCAUGUACGCCUGUGACCUGUGUGACAAGAUCUUCCAGAAGAGUAGCUCACUGCUGAGACACAAAUACGAACACACAGGGAAGCGACCUCACGAGUGCGGCAUCUGCAGCAAGGCCUUCAAACACAAACACCACUUGAUCGAACACAUGCGACUCCACUCGGGGGAGAAGCCGUACCAAUGUGACAAGUGCGGCAAGCGCUUCUCCCACUCGGGCUCCUACUCCCAGCACAUGAACCACCGCUACUCCUACUGCAAGAAGGAGGCGCAGGGCCAAGGAGGAGGCAGAGAGAGCCCCGAGGAAGACGGGGAGGCCCAGGCCGGGAUGGAGGUGCUGAGCCCGGCGCAGCGGCGGCCCUCGCCCCCGUUGCAGCUGGACUCGGACGAGCGAGGGAGCAGCACCAGGGAAGAUGAGGAGAGCGAGGAAGAGGAGGAGGAGGAGGAGGAGGAUGUGGAGAGGAGGCCAAUAGAGCAGGAGGAGUUUGAUGAGGACGGCGCCGUGGACAUGGAUGACAUCCAGGUGGUGCAGAUAGGAGACGAAGGCGGGGAUGAAGAGGAGGAGGAGGAAGGGAGGGAGUGGGAGAGGGAAGGCGCCGGCGGCCAGAAUGGAGAGAAUGAGGAGGAGAGAGAGGAGGAGGCAGACACAAGGCAAGAGGAGGCGCAGGGCAGCAGCGAGAAGGAGGAGGAAGUGGGAGGGGAGAAAGAGAACGUGGAGGCCAAGGAGGAGAUGGAGACAGAGGAAGGAGUGACAUCAGCGCAGAUGGAGGAGAGGGCGGGGGAGGAGCCGGAGGUCAUGGAGGAGACUGGAGGUGAAACGAACGGGGACGCAGUUUCGGAGGACAACGACCAGAGGCUGCAGGGGAAAGGAGAUACCGAAUAAAAGAGGAGCCAGACCCACGAUUACACCCUCUGAGACGCAAUCAGAUUUUUCCUCCCCCCCCCUCGUGAAAACACGCGGAGAGGAGAGCGCAGGAGAUCACGUUUGGUUACUCGGACAGUUCGUUUCAGUUCACUACUGUGUAGAAAUCCAGGUGUGCCUGAAAAAUACUAGUGACUUUUCCAGCAGGAGAACGACUUCUCGCUGUCAGAAAAAAAUUCAUUUGUAAAGAAAAAUUAAAAAAAGAUGAAGACGAACACGAAUUUUAACAACGGAAGAAAUGCAUUAUACAGACUUUGGAAGCUAGAGCCGACACGUUUUAGAUAAUGUUUUAUUACUAAAACACCUUGGGUCAUUUCUUUUUAUCAGUGUUACUAAUUUUAUCACUCAUAUUUUAACCUUUAAAAAGCUGUACAGUUGGGAGAUAUUUCUAUACCUUUUUAUUGCCAAUGAACAAAAAAAAAAAAAAAUCAGUAUUUUAUUAAGUUGGAAGGAAAAUGAGUAAAAAUCCUGUGCACUACAAGUGGCUUGGUUUACCUAUGGAUCGAACAGUUGAGUUAUGUUGUCUACCCUUCAGUAUUACCGCACUAGACCUACCACGCCAUCACGCUAACAGACAUUAGCAUUACCUUUCUUUAUGUCGUUCUUUUGAAUGGAUGGUGAGCCUUAAGAAGAAAAAAAAAUAAGGGAGUUCGGUCACGUUCUGUGUCUCGUUCCUUUUAAGACUGAAGGCCGUGGAGGUACUCGAUGCAUCGUUCAAGUUUGUGUUCAUUUACAGAUCAGUGUUCUAAAUGUUCAGAGCAAGCAGACAGAGGACGUAGAAAAACCUUUUGACCCCAUACCUAUAACCCCACUUGGAGCCUUAUGCAAAAAAAAAAAAAGAAAAAAAAGAAAAAGAAAAAAGAUAAACAUGCAUAUCAAAAGUGCCAUUGAAUAUUGCUGUUGAACCUAAGCAGCUGUGAUCAGGUUUUUGCCGGCGCCCACAUUUGAUCGCAGCUCGACGUGUCAACUAAUAAACCGGUAAUACUGUUGACUUUGGCUCGCCACCACACCUGAUAGAGUAGAAUUUAGCCUGCCGCAUAUUUCAUGUAUCAUAGACUUUAGAUACGUCGCUUCUAUUUCUAAUCUGAGCAUUCGGCGAAUAAAAAAAGGACUACGAUGCAGCGUCGAUGAAGGAUGAUUUGUAAUUGUGAAGUAUGUCCUGCCUUUGCAAAAAUCCACCUUUUCAAACCCUGUUCAGUGCACUUGUUUAACACAUUGUGAAAUGCUGACUUUCUCUCUUCAGGUAACAAAUGUAGGCAAAUAUGAAUCCCAGGAGUUUAAUUCAGACAAAUGUUUUUACCUGUCAGUAUUAUUUUGUCAGUGUUUUUUUUUUUUUUUUUUUUUUUUAAUGUUUUUUGUUCUGUUUCAUUCUGUGUACUGUAUGUUUUCAGCAAUGACAGUAUUAUCCCCACCCCCAAUGAUAUGGGUAUGUCUGUUUAGUUAUAGAGAACUUUUAUAUUUAUGUGUCUUAUUUUUUAUAUUUCUUUAUGGUUAUUUAUUACACUCUGUAGUGUACAAUACUGUAGUUUGUAUUAAUACGAUAAUAUAUUUUAGUAUGGAAAAAAAAACAUUCAUGUCAAAAGGCAAAUGACUACAAGGCUGGAAAAACGAGACUCCGGCAUACUGAAGUAUGUUUUUCGAACAAAUGAAGUGAUGCUUUUCCUUGGAAAACAGAAAAAAAAGAAAAAAAGAAGAGAAAACCACACCCUACAAGCCUGAAAUUGGAACCUGUGACCUCUC
Molecule: messenger RNA, 5221 nt
Organism: Myripristis murdjan (pinecone soldierfish)
Lineage: Eukaryota; Metazoa; Chordata; Actinopteri; Holocentriformes; Holocentridae
Gene: zeb1b
Product: zinc finger E-box binding homeobox 1b
Exons: 9
Coding region: 5-3442 (1145 amino acids)
Biological process (GO): regulation of transcription by RNA polymerase II; anatomical structure development
Molecular function (GO): DNA-binding transcription factor activity, RNA polymerase II-specific; RNA polymerase II cis-regulatory region sequence-specific DNA binding
Source: RefSeq, a predicted model, not a curated record